Molecule: messenger RNA, 1512 nt
Organism: Fonsecaea multimorphosa CBS 102226
Lineage: Eukaryota; Fungi; Ascomycota; Eurotiomycetes; Chaetothyriales; Herpotrichiellaceae
Exons: 11
Coding region: 1-1512 (503 amino acids)
Biological process (GO): transmembrane transport
Molecular function (GO): transmembrane transporter activity
Source: RefSeq, a predicted model, not a curated record
AUGACCAAGACAGACGGCGUUCCAGAAGUCUCCCAAUCCGAAUGCUACGAUCAACAAGCUCUCGGGGUGGUUGCCCCAGAUGGCACUGUCGACUUACAGGAGAAGGCGGUCGAGGUACCCGUGGCAGGGAGGCCGUUAGCACACAAUUCGGUACCGUUGAUGGAUUUGGAGAGAGACAUCGUUGGCUGGGAUGCAGUAGACGACCCUGCUAACCCGAAAAAUUGGAACAGGAAGAAACGAGACUUUUUGAUGUUGCAGAUGGCCACCAUGGCGACAAUCAGCCCCAUGGCAUCCUCAUUAUGUGCUCCAGGUAUAGAAAGUACGAUGAAGGACUUACACGAGUCGUCUCAAGUACUUGGAUCUCUCAUGAUCACCAUCUACGUCCUCGGUUAUGCCAUCGGUCCGUUGUUUCUGGCGCCUCUCUCUGAGAUCUACGGUCGAUAUCCAGUGGUCAUGAUAUCGUCCUGGAUAUUCAUGGCCUGGCUCCUGGGAUGUAGCUUCGCGCCCGACAUGCCGAGUCUCAUCGUGAUGCGGUUUCUGGCUGGAGUCGGUGGAUCAGCCAUCAUCACCAUCUCGCCCGCCGUCGUGGGAGAUCUCUAUCCCGUCGAAAGACGAGCUUUUGGUUCGGCCAUCAUUGUGGGAAGCCAAUCUCUCGGUCCUAUAGUGGGACCAAUUUGUGGAGGGUUUAUCACGGAAUACCUGAGUUGGCGAUGGUCAUACUGGAUCCUGGUGCUUUGUGCUGGAUCUACCACCGCAGUCAUCACGCUGUUCAUGCAGGAAUCCAACGCAGUCGUCCUUCUGGAGCGAAAAGUACGAAAGAUGAGGAAGACGCUUGGGAGAUCUGAGCUGGUGUCAGCAGUUCAACACCGCAUGUCUGCUCAUGAACUGUUGAAAGUCAGCUUGCUGCUGGCCAAAUCCCCAAUUGUCUUAUUCAUCAGCAUCUAUGUUGCGACUGCCUAUGCCUUGCUGUAUCUAAUGUUCACCACACUCCCAACCGUUUUUGAAGACGCGUACGGCUGGUCUCUCCAGCUCACCGGCCUCUCAUACCUUGGCCGUGAGUCUUCACCCUGCAUUUCUUUAUUUGCUUUGAUCAAGUACAACGACGCACAAGUCGUCAAGCUUAUGAAGAAGAACAAUGGGGUCUUCGAGCCUGAAAUGCGACUGGCCACGACAACGUACUGCGGAAUCAUGCUGCCGAUGUCUCUGAUAUGGUAUGGCUGGGUAACAGACAAACGCGCUCAUUGGUCAGUGGUCUCGGCUAUUGUGGGCACCGUGCCUUUCGGUAUUGGCAUGCUCGGGCUCUUCCUUCCAUUGCAGACCUAUAUGGUCGACGCUUUCCCGCUUCAUGCAGCCUCCGCUGUUGCUGCCCCAACAAUCAUGCGUUCGCUCUUCGCGGCAUUCUUGCCCCUUGCUGGGCCACCGCUCUAUCAGAGCUUGGGCUUGGGCUGGGGCAAUACUCUAUUGGGCCUUUUGGCCUUGGCCAUGAUUCCCAUUCCCAUGGCAUGGCGGUAA